AUGCUUCCGCUAUCACUUCUAAACACAUCGCAAGGCCAUCCUAUGCUCGUGGAGCUCAAAAAUGGUGAGACAUAUAACGGCCAUCUUGUAUCAUGCGACAAUUUCAUGAAUAUAUCGCUACGUGAAGUGAUCUGUACGUCGGCAGACCGUGAAGAAUUCUGGAGAUUACCGGAAGCCUACAUCAGAGGGAAUACCAUCAAGUAUCUACGUGUGCCGGAUGAGAUGCUUGAUUUGGUCUUUGCUCAAAGAGCCGAACGAGAACAAGGCAAUAGAGGUGGUGGUAGAGGUCGUAGCAAUGACCGUGAUCGUGGAAGAGGAGAUAGAGGUAGAGGUGGUAGAGGAGGAGGAAGAGGUGAUUCACAACGAGGGAGAGGAAGAGGUUAA
Synchytrium microbalum is the source of this 384-nucleotide messenger RNA. RefSeq lists its product as uncharacterized. The transcript is spliced from 4 exons. Gene Ontology annotation, biological process: mRNA splicing, via spliceosome; spliceosomal snRNP assembly; nuclear-transcribed mRNA catabolic process. Gene Ontology annotation, molecular function: U6 snRNA binding. Gene Ontology annotation, cellular component: U6 snRNP; spliceosomal tri-snRNP complex; P-body. The record is from RefSeq and is a predicted model, not a curated record. Lineage: Eukaryota; Fungi; Chytridiomycota; Chytridiomycetes; Synchytriales; Synchytriaceae. Bases 1 to 384 code for a protein of 127 amino acids.